This is a messenger RNA of Homarus americanus (American lobster), 5184 nucleotides long. RefSeq names its product trafficking protein particle complex subunit 8-like (gene l(3)76BDm). The record is from RefSeq and is a predicted model, not a curated record. Gene Ontology annotation, cellular component: phagophore assembly site; cytoplasmic vesicle; TRAPPIII protein complex. NCBI's taxonomy places the organism in Eukaryota, Metazoa, Arthropoda, Malacostraca, Decapoda, Nephropidae. The transcript has 16 exons. Gene Ontology annotation, biological process: protein localization to phagophore assembly site; endoplasmic reticulum to Golgi vesicle-mediated transport. Bases 146 to 4468 code for a protein of 1440 amino acids.
AUCACUUGUUUCUAUAUUCGCCAUGACACAAGAUCAUCUGUUUACAAGGGUUGAUGUUCAGCCUCCCAGUGACAUGUUUUAAAGUAAUACUGUUUUCAGACGGCUGCUCUUUUGUAACAAAUGAUCUCUACUAAUAGCCCUGAUAAUGGCUCAGUGCAAACUAACUCCUCACGAGUAUCUUCAAAAUGCUUUUGCACCACAAGUGGCUAUACUGUGUAGUGAGGAUGCAGAUAAUCUUUGCCUGAAGAAUAAUUUGAGAUUUGUGGAGUUAAUACAACCGUUCUGUAGGCUAAAUAAUGAGAUACGUAUUGCUGAUCCAUCUGGCAACACUGUGCCAAUUCGGAAUCUUCGUGUGGUUUUUGAAGACAUGAAUCGGCGACCUCCCCAACCCACUCUUGGCAAAAAACUAUUGAGUGAGGUUGUAAGCACAGCACCAUGGGACAGACCAACCACCAGGGCAGUGGGUGCUUCUGGAACGCGUGAAGCCUUGGAACUUGAAUUACAGCCAACAACGCCUUGGUUUGAGGCUUGGCGCGAUACAUUUCUUCAUGUUCAAUAUCCGUCAGAUCAUGAAUUUACCAAGCAUUACAUUGCAUGCAUCGUGGCAGUAGCAUCAACGAGUGAAAAUCCAAUGGACCAACUAAACAGACUGUCCCAGUAUCAGCACCAGCAGUUACACCAGACACCAGCACGCUUCCCUAAGUGGUUUUCUCCAAACAUCCUCAAGUUUUAUCUUCUCAUUCAUGAUAUCACAGCUGGAGACCUUACAAAAUCAGAACAAGUGUUUGAACAGAUGACUAGCAUGUAUGGAAGCAGCAACUGUCACUUGUUACAGAUCAACUCUCGCCACAGUGAUCAGACUGAUGUUCAUCUACCAGACCCCUGGAGUCAGUUCCUGAUUCAAAGAGCUUCAUGUGAGCCCAGUGGGGGUAGUAGUUCAGAAGCUAGCAGUGGAACAGGAACACCACGUGAGGAUGUGAGUGGUCUCCCAUCUCGAGUGACUGAAGGCGAUACUGCUGAUUGCUGUGAACCAAUACAUCCUCUGUCUCCUACAGUACUUUCAAUUGAUGAGAAAAAUGGAAAUGUUGAUAUGAUGCCAGGAGUUGAGAUAUCAGCUGAUGUACCUGUGAUGGUGAACAGACCAAGUUUACCAGCUGGUACAGCUCAGCACCAUGGCGGUUGUUUAACAUCUUCUGAUGUUGACCGUAUACGUAUAUUUGUUCAUGAAUUUUGUGUGAGAUCUUUGAUUCCUCAUGUUGAGAGGCAAAUAAGGCAUUUGAAUGACGUAGUGACAAAUAGAUCACGGUCUAAAUCCCUUCUAAGUGCCACACGGCGCUGGCUAGUUGGGAAUAAGAGCCCAGGCAGUGCCACCAACUCUGUCAUCUACAGUCCUGAAGCCACUGAACUUCAGACAAGAAGGCUUGGAGAUUUAUGUUUCAUGUUUGGCCUUUAUGAACUAGCAUAUAGUUUUUAUCACACAGCCAAGAAUGAUUUCAAAAGUGAUCAGGCGUGGUUGUAUUUUGCUGGUGCACAGGAGAUGGCUGCACUUGCUGCUUUUAUGCAAAACAGCUCAGAUUAUCCCAAGCGUUAUCUAGAAAACAGUUUGCAGACUUACCUCAAUGUGUGCAAGGUUUAUAACUUUGCCAUACGAUCUACAUUGCUUAGUUCAGAGGUUCUGAAACAUUGUGGAGAAUAUGGAGAAGCUGCAAUGAUGUUCAUCAAGCUUACAUCAGAGGAGAGUGACCUGCUGUCAGCCCUUAUGUUGGAACAGGCAGCUCACUGUUUCAUAAAUUCACAAAGACCGUUACCAAGAAAAUAUGCUUUUCACAUGACUUUAGCUGGACACAGGUUUAGCAAAGCUGGUCAGCGAUCACAUUCAUUGCGUGCAUAUAAACAAGCCUUUCAGGUUUAUGCAACAAGAGGAUGGGUUCUUGCAGAAGACCACAUACAUUUUACCUUAGGAAAGCAAGCUCACCAUCUUAAGCAGCUCACAGAAGGCUUGGAAGCCUACAACUAUCUGGUUGACCAAAGACAAAAAGAGAAUGCUUCAAGUCAGCAAUCCCCAGCCCAACAGAUGACUUAUGUGAGGGAGUUCUUCAAUACUUUCCAUCAAUACAUUCAGCAGGAAUGGGAUUCAUCAACUGGUGUCCCUUGUCUUCCACUUCCAUUAAUUGACUCACAGGAAACUAGAGUCUUAUUAGGAGCUCCUCAGGAUCCCCCAACAAAUUGUGAAUGGACAGCAGCAUCUCAUGUAUCAUUAGAUAGUGAUGAGAUUAGUAAGGACCGAUGGUUUGCUCUUGAGCGAGAACUGUUUGUGAAAAGGUGUUCAUCAAUGGUAUUCCGGCCAAACUUGCAGCUGCUCACUAGUGACACUCCAAACACACAAAGCCCAGUUGUUCCAGUGAAUGAACCAGUAGUAGUUGAAGUUCUUAUGAAAAAUCCUCUCGCAGUGAGUCUAAUGAUUAGUGAUGUUCGAUUAGUUUUUACAUUUGAGCCAUCUAGUAAUCAAGAAAUAGUUGGUGCUCCUGUUCAAGACACUAUAUAUCCUGGAUGCAAUCUUCCAGCUGGUGCUCAGGAAAAGGUUAGAUUAGAAUUGCAUCCCCAGUGUACAGGUAAACUAUUGAUAAAGGGAGUUAUAUAUAAACUUUGCCUUACACCUGACAUGACCUCAGGAGUUCCUCCUGGGUCUACAACAACCCCUGUAAUUAUUGAAGGUCAGCAGAACAUUGAAGUUAAGGGACCACGACUAAACACUACGUCUGUAGAGAAGUGCAGUGUCGUCUAUGCAAAUGAUAAAAGAUUAGAAAUUACUGUUAUGCCACCUAUGUCAAGGUUAAGUGUAAUAUUUCAUGAUAUACCUCAGAUUUUAAGCUGUGGUGAGCUGUGUAGUACAGAUGUUAUGAUAACAAACAUUGGGCCAUGUCCAGUAAGUAAGCUUAAGCUAGCUGUGUCUGACCCUAACCAUGUAUAUUUGGACAUACAGGAAGCUCCAUUGCCUGGUGUGCAUAUAUGUGUUCUGUCUGACUCUGAGACUAAAGAUGGCAAGAUUACUAGUCGGACUGAAACCUUAGCACUUCCAAAUGGUGUAUUAAAUCCAGGUGAUGUUAUAAAAGCUAAGCUGUGGCUACAUGCACCCAUGUCACCAGGAGCAUUUGAUGUGGAGCUGCUCUUCUGGUAUGACACUCUGAAUUCACCGGGAAAGAUCGAAUAUCGUUUGUUACGACACUUCAGCAGUAUUUAUGUAGAAAGAAGCUUAAGCUUGAAGGCGUCUUCAACAAUGAGUCAGAACUUGCAAGAGUUUAUAGGGCACCAACAAGAGAAUGAAGGAGUUUAUAGUUACACAUCUAACCUUAUUAUAGAAGCUCACAACAACUCUGAGGGGGUCCCUGACUUACGAACGUCCGACUUACGAAUGCCCGCCGAUACGAACGAGGUAGACAGCAGCUGCAGUUCAUACACAGUUGUUGGAUUGAGCGGUAAUAGUGGGAAGUGGGCAGUUGUACCUCACUCAAAUUUGCAAGGUCAGCAGCUGAGACCUGGAGAGUCUUGUCAUCUAUGUGUCAAGUGUGUUCAACACGCAAAGAAAGGAACUAGUGGUAUGAUUCUUUCACAGCUUCACUUUGGGAGUAGUCAGGUCCCUCUGAACUCUUGGUGGCGUUUUUCACUAAGAGAACGUGUAAGUCUACGAGAUCUUCUAACUGAUCCUCCACCUCCAAAGCCAAAUGCAGACCAUAUUCCUCCACCACCAACCCAAGCUCAGCAAGAUGCUAAACACAUAGCUGCAGUAAACAGUUUAGAUAUGGUUGUUACCGUUAUAUGGAAGGGAGAAAGAGGUGGGCAUGAGACAUGGGGCCAACAUAGUGUUCACUUAAAGAGCCUUGGUGACAGUGUAAGCAUACCUAGCUCCCCUCUGAUCCAGGCUGGAGAAGAAGAGAAACCUCCGAUCAGAAUAAUUCCAGAAAGCCCGCCACAGAUACUACAGUCUCCUCUCCCCCCAGCAUUCAAGCAAAAACAUUUGGUCAAAAUCUCUGCUCAUUUUCCAGAUUGUAUGGAACAUGAUUUUAUGACCAACAGGUUGUGCAGUAUAGAGUUUGAACUUUGUUUGCACAACUGCAGUGCGUGUCAGCUUACUACAUUUCUCAAUCUCUGCCCAGAAGGUUUGCCAAACAGCAAUGGGAAUGUAAGCAGUCAUGUGUACUCCCCACAAGCCAGCACUGAAUUGUUAUAUGUAGGUGGAACUGUACGGAAGGUUAACCUCUUACCAUGGGGACAUACCAAAGUUCCUGUUCGUGUUUUGAUUAACAGCCCAGGUACAUACAGCCUUGGAGUUUUCUCUGUGACUGCCAUAAGGCACGAAGCUGCCAAAGAUAAAUAUGAACAACCUAUACCACAAGCCUGUCAGUUACAGACUGCUGUUACUGUCAGACAGGUGCCUAGAGGAGACCACCAUCUCUCACACAAUACAUGAUAGUCUCUAUUGGGGAUGGGCAAAAAAAGGGAAUAUAUGUUUUUCUAUGCUGUAUCUAUAUUAUCCAGUUUCUUAGAAUUGUAUAUUGUAUUAUUGUUACUUGCAACAUUUGUUAGUGAGGGCGUUAGUGCCUGGUGUGUCCCAAAUGCUUCUGUAAUAUAAGUCAAUAUUUGAGACAGUCAUUCCUUACCUCCCAACCACUCACAUCUUUAUUAUAUGCCUGACCUUGGGUAGAAAGCUUGAGGUGAGUGAUAUUGUGAAAGAAGUCAUUCUUCAAAGUUAUUCAAGUAAAUCUGACAAUGCUGACAUGUAAAAUUCAUGCUGUAUUAGGUUUUCUUGAGGAUCAUUGACAGGUGUUAAAGUUAAGUUGACCUGGGAUAAAAGUCAGUUGUAUUUACCUAUUUGUACAGUUAUUUGUAAAUUUCUUAAAUAGGUAGUGGAAAUGCUUGACUAAUUCCAACUAGAUUUAUCUUGUAAAAUUUUGUGUAGAAUAAUUGUUAAUGAUAUUAAUUAAAGAUAUUUUAUGUGAAAAGGAAAUUUUCAGACUAUCAUUAUAUUAAAGGAAAUGAAAAGAUGAUUAACACCAUACAGAUCUGAAUGAUAAGUAAACAGAAUAAACUUAUUAUAUUUUUUCUCCAUAAUUUAAUACUAAUAGAGUAAGUUCUUUUCUCCAAGAGAUGUUGAACAGUACCCCCAAAAUUACAUUUUAAUAUUCA